Molecule: messenger RNA, 1748 nt
Organism: Dendrobium catenatum
Lineage: Eukaryota; Viridiplantae; Streptophyta; Magnoliopsida; Asparagales; Orchidaceae
Product: ADP-ribosylation factor GTPase-activating protein AGD12
Exons: 11
Coding region: 456-1523 (355 amino acids)
Molecular function (GO): GTPase activator activity; phospholipid binding
Source: RefSeq, a predicted model, not a curated record
UGCCUUCCGGAUAGUCCGGAUUCGAAUUUCUCCAAUACGACCGUUGACUAACGGGUAAUCGGAUACUAACCCGAAUCUGUUAAGGAAAACUCAAUGCCUUCACCGCCUCUUGGGUCACCCAACGCAUACAAAUUCAUUCCCGUUUUCUCCUCCCUCUCUCGCAUUCCAGGGAGCGGAUUUGGCUACGAAGCGCGCAAAGGGAAUCCAUUUCUCUUUCAAUAGUCCAAUCCCAAUCACGAUAAAGCAGAUAAUUCCGAUUGAAUUCCCGUCCAGGUUGUUCUUUUUGUUUCACAAAGAUUGGUUCUUUCGCUCAUUUUGGGUUUACGGAUUGUUAAGGGAUUUCGCCGUCUUGCGGCCCAAUUUUUCCGGCAUCUUUUUUUUCAAAAUUGUCCGCGGCUUGUUUUAUUGGAGGACAGAUAACUUCUUUUGAUGAUCAAGGUCCAAAACUUGAAAAUAUGAGCAAUCGUCACUAUGAGUACAGUAAAUCCAACUCAGGCAAUCGUUAUCAUGAAUACAGUUUGCAAGGUGGAGGGAAGAGUAAUCGCUACUAUGACUACAACAAGUCGACCUCAGGAAGUUCUAGAAAAAUGAAAGAGCUACUACUGAAAAGUGAUAACCAGGUGUGCGCUGACUGUGAUGCUCCAGAUCCUAAAUGGGCAUCAGCUAAUAUUGGGGUAUUUUUAUGCUUAAAAUGCUGCAGUGUUCACAGAAAUCUUAGCUCUGAUAUUUCGAAGGUCUUGUCUGUAACUUUGGAUGAGUGGUCUGAGGAAGACAUUGAGUCGAUGGUUGAGGUUGGUGGAAACUCUUCUGCCAAUGCAAUCUAUGAGGCUUAUAUUCCUAAAGGAAUUUCAAAACCUAAACCAAAUGCAACCAUUGAGGAGCGCACAAAGUUUAUCAGGUCAAAGUAUGAAUUCCAGGAAUUUUUGAAACCAAGCUUGCGGAUGAUCUCUUCCAAGAGCUCCUUCAAGACUUGUGCUUCUGGUGUAGAUUCCGAUUCAUUUUACAGCCCAGCCACUUCAAGAAAUGCUACAGAUGCAUCAAUAUCUAUUGGAACUUUGAAGGUCAAAGUGGUUAGAGGAAUAAAUUUGGCUAUUAGAGAUUUCAGAUCUAGUGAUCCUUAUGUUAUUUUGGCACUUGGGCAGCAGAAGGUUAAGACUUCUGUAAAACAAAGUAAUUUGAAUCCAGUUUGGAAUGAGGAGCUAAAGUUAACUGUUCCUCAACGUUAUGGAGCACUGAAACUGCAAGUCUACGACUACGACACCUUCUCCGCCGACGACAUUAUGGGUGAAGCUGAGGUUGAUCUGCAACCGUUCAUUGCAGCGGCAACGGUAUUUAGCGACGAAGAGCUGCCUGAUGAUAUGCAGGUUGGGAAAUGGCUCAAGUCGAGUGACAAUGCGUUGAUGAAAGAUAGUACCAUCAACAUCAUCGGUGGAAAAAUAAAGCAAGAAAUACAUCUGAAGCUUCAAAACGUUGAAAGCGGAGAACUGGAGCUUGAAUUGGAGUGGAUUCCUCUGCAUCAAUAAAACUUUAUUCGUGGUCGAAAGCUCUGAAUUCGCCGAACUGGUUCGUCGCAUUUAUUGUCGUAGGCUACCUGUGUAUAUGUAUUUUUUGUAGGUUAGCUUUGAUUUAUCAUAAAGAUGCAUGAUGCUUCUCCUUCACUUUUUAAUUGGAACUUUACCGUUUAUGGUGUGUUUUGAAUUAUUAUUCAUUGAAGUUAUGCAAAUGAUCUAAAAAGAAUUGAAUUUGAA